AUGGCCAAAAACGAAGAUCUCAUACUCACAAUAGACAGUGAUGCUGAAUACGACAAUAUAUCAGAAUCAUCUGAAGAGGAAGCAGAGGAAGCAGUUUCUGUAAAGUCCAAAAAGAAGAAUAACAACAACAACAACAACAAGAAAAGCAAAGCCGGUAAACAUGGUAAAGCCAAUUUAGAAGAAGCAGAAGCAGAAGAAGACGAUGAUGAGGCAAGGGGAGAAAUGAAUCUUGAUUUUCAAUUUUCUCUUGGCGACGACCUUAAUGAGAUCAAAGAUUGGGAAGUUGAAGAGCCUGCAAAAGAUAUCGACUUGAAUGAAAUUAUCAAAAAGAAAAGAGAAAGUAAGAAAGAUGGAAAUGGCGACGAUGAGGAAGAUGAUGGAGAUGAAGAUGAAGAUGCCUCAGAGUCAGAAGAAGAUGACGAAAAAGAGGAAUUGAAAGCAGCAGGAAAAAAUGGUCAAGCAGGAGAUGACGACGAAGACGAAAACGAAGACGAAGACGAAGAAGAGGAAGUUGAUACUAAAGAAGAUCUUGAUAAUUUUUACGAAUCACAAGAAACAAACACCAGUGCAUCAGCACUCAAGAGCAAGACAUUCCAAGAACUUCAGCUUUCGCGACCCAUCUUGAAAUCUCUCCAACAAUUGGGAUUUACCGUUCCAACCCCAGUACAAGCAUCUACUAUCCCCAUAGCAUUAUUAGGUAAAGAUAUCGUGGCUAGUGCACAAACUGGUAGUGGUAAGACUGCUGCAUAUCUAAUUCCCAUUAUUGAAAGACUUCUUUAUGUAAAAAACUCCACCUCGACAAAGGCAAUCAUAUUAACACCAACAAGAGAAUUGGCGAUCCAAGUUCAUGAUGUUGGUCGUAAGUUAGGACAGUUUGUUUCUAACUUGAACUUUGGAAUGGCUGUUGGUGGUUUAAGUCUUAAGCAACAAGAACAACAAUUGAAAACACGGCCCGAUAUUGUUAUUGCUACGCCUGGUAGAUUAAUUGAUCAUAUACGUAACAGUCCGAGUUUUUCUGUUGAAGAUGUGCAAGUAUUGAUUAUUGAUGAAGCCGAUAGAAUGCUUGAGGAAGGUUUCCAAGAGGAAUUAACGGAAAUCCUUUCACUCAUCCCCAAACAAAAACGUCAAACUUUGUUGUUUUCGGCCACUAUGAACAACACCAAGAUUCAGGAUCUUGUACAAUUAUCAUUGAAUAAACCCAUCAAAGUUUCAAUUGAUCCUCCAAGAACAGUUGCGUCAAAAUUGGAACAACAAUUUGUAAGAAUUAGGAAAAGGGAAGAGCUCAAGCCAGCAGUAUUGUACUUGCUCCUCAAGAAGCUUGAAGGUCGUACCGUUGUAUUUACAAGAACCAAAGUUGAGGCGCACAAACUCCGUAUUAUAUUGGGUCUUCUAGGGUUAACAGUGGCAGAGCUUCAUGGUGCAUUAACCCAAGAGCAACGUCUUGCCAACGUCAAGGCUUUUAAAAACAACGUUAAUGUGUUAAUAUGUACUGAUCUUGCCGCUAGAGGUUUAGAUAUCCGAAUCGAAUAUGUGAUAAACUACGAUAUGCCAAAAACCUAUGAAAUAUAUACCCAUAGAGUGGGUCGUACUGCAAGAGCAGGAAGAAAAGGUACCUCGAUUUCGUUUGUUGGUGAAAGUAUGCAAGAUCGUAAUAUCGUAAAGAAUGCCAUCCAAUUCAACUCGCGGUCUGUGGCAAGGAAAAUCGAUUGGGACGAGGUGGAGAAAAUCCAAACCAAGAUUAAACUGAAUGAGGGAGCAAUCGAAGAAGUGAUUGAAGAAGAGAAACAAGCUAGGGAAAUCAUGAGAGCCGAGAUGCAAUUGAACAAGGCAGAGAAUUUGAUGAAGUACGAAAAGGAGAUCAAGUCAAGACCUAAGAGGACAUGGUUCAAGAGUGAAGUAAUGGAACAUUUGACCAAGCAUGGUAAGAAAGUAAAUGCCAAGAAAAGAAAGGCAAAUGAGGAAAGAAAAGAAGAAGGUAAAGAGAGAUCGUAUAAAAAGACAAAGGCAGAUAGAACCAAGCUGAAAACAAAGGCAAAAUCAUCAAGUAAGAAAAGAAAGUAG
Molecule: messenger RNA, 2061 nt
Organism: Lodderomyces elongisporus
Lineage: Eukaryota; Fungi; Ascomycota; Pichiomycetes; Serinales; Debaryomycetaceae
Gene: DRS1
Product: putative ATP-dependent RNA helicase
Exons: 1
Coding region: 1-2061 (686 amino acids)
Molecular function (GO): nucleic acid binding; ATP binding; RNA helicase activity
Source: RefSeq, a predicted model, not a curated record